AUGAAGGCGCUGUCGCUGAGUGGUGGUGUGACAUGCGCUGUGCUGCGUGAGCGCAUGACACGUGCGCCUGUUGUGCAGUUUGACACUCUGCGGCGGUGUGUGGAUCUGUGUCAGUGGUUGGCCGUCGACAUCAACUUCAAUCUCAUCAAGGCAUCGUUUGAGAGCACCAGUCGUUUUGCGCGGUUGUUGGAUGUGGAUGUGACGGUGGCUGGGCGGCAGGCGUAUCUGCGGUUUGGUAUAGAGACAGGCGAUGCCAUGGGCAUGAACAUGGUGAGCAAAGGCACUGAGAGAGCCCUCGCUACACUGAGUGAACAAUUUACCGACAUGCACGUGGUCAGUCUCAGCGGCAAUCUGUGUAGUGACAAGAAAGCCACAGCCGUCAAUUGGGUCAAAGGACGCGGUCGCAGUGUGGUGUGUGAGGCUGUGCUGGACAGCAGUGUGGUGCAGACGGUCCUAAAGACAACGGUCGAGGCGCUGGUGCACCUAAACGUGUCCAAGAAUCUAGUGGGUGCGUUAUCUUUUUAUGUUCUGAGUGGCAUUGAUCUCCAGCAGUGA
This is a messenger RNA of Sphaeroforma arctica JP610, 555 nucleotides long. RefSeq names its product hydroxymethylglutaryl-coenzyme A reductase. Gene Ontology annotation, molecular function: hydroxymethylglutaryl-CoA reductase (NADPH) activity. The record is from RefSeq and is a predicted model, not a curated record. NCBI's taxonomy places the organism in Eukaryota, Ichthyosporea, Ichthyophonida. Bases 1 to 555 code for a protein of 184 amino acids. Gene Ontology annotation, biological process: isoprenoid biosynthetic process; coenzyme A metabolic process; sterol biosynthetic process. Gene Ontology annotation, cellular component: endoplasmic reticulum membrane; peroxisomal membrane. The transcript has 2 exons.